Pseudogymnoascus destructans is the source of this 585-nucleotide messenger RNA. RefSeq lists its product as uncharacterized. Bases 1 to 585 code for a protein of 194 amino acids. The transcript is spliced from 2 exons. Lineage: Eukaryota; Fungi; Ascomycota; Leotiomycetes; Thelebolales; Thelebolaceae. The record is from RefSeq and is a predicted model, not a curated record.
AUGGGGUCUUCAAUUCUAUUUACCGCCUGCUGCUGGUUACAUCUUGCCUAUUUGACCUUCGCCCAAGAUAACAAUACGCCAACUCCAACUGGUAAUACACCCGAAAUGUCUGCAGCUCAAGCCUCUGCCUCGAAGGAAUUCGCGGCGUUGUUUACAGACCCUGUGCCACCAUCUAACACUCCGAGCGGGGACGACGCCGGCGCUGCUGGUCCGAGUAGCGGGUCUGUCACCAUAUCGAGGGGAGGGAUUAUCGCAAUUGGUGUUUGCGUUGGCUUUGUCGUGGUAUUCGGAGUCGUUUCGUCCGUCUUAUUUUACCUAGCCAAGAAGAGGUCAUGGGAGAUCCGCGCCAGUAUCAGAAAGUCCGCCAAGCGCGUCGCAACCGCUCUUACUCCACGCCGAUCCGAAUUCCCAAAAAACGUGCGCAAUCCCAAGAGAAACUCGAAAGGCAUGUCGAAGAUUGACGAAGUGCCUCCGACGCCAAGGAUAACGACGGAGGAUCUCGAAAAGGCAAAUAUAAAGGCGGAUGCGAUUGAGAUGAAAGCGCCUAGCAAGUUCGCCAAGUGGGGACGGAAGACCGAGAGGUAG